AUGGCUAAAACCAAUGGCGACGCUGCAUCAGAACAUCGAUCCACGGAGUAUGGCCACGAAACAAAACACCUGACGGAUCAUGUCCAGCUUCUAACAGAACAGCUGAGACGAGACCCCGGCUUGCCAGUUACGAACUCAACAAUUGCUCACUGGCAACAGCCGCCAAAUCAAAUAUCUCAACAUCAAUCUGCUGACCUGCCAAACGAGACAGAUGUAUUGAUUAUCGGCUCAGGCAUAACUGCAUGCGGUGUGUCAAAACAACUCCUCGAACGGGACAACAGUCUUCGGGUGACUAUUCUAGAGGCUCGAAACGUCACUUCAGGAGCAACAGGCAGAAAUGGAGGACACAUCAAGGCUGUUCCUGAGAUUUCAUAUUCUGCUCUGCUUCCAGAGAUCGGAAAGCAGAAAGCGCAGGAAGUUGUACAUUUCACGUUAAAGAACGUGCAAGAGCUUUUGAAGUUAGCGGAAGGCCUUCCUGAAAAGCAAAGAGAUUAUAGUGAGGUCCGAUCGGUGGAGACUUUGAAUAUCUUUACCGAUGAGGAGGGCUUUGCGCAUGCGAAAGAAGUAGUGGGCAGAUUCGAUGCGGACAACCCGGACUUGAAGGGCAGAGCGAGGAUCAUUGAGAAGGACGAGCUUGUUGAGAAACAUGGAGUUUUGAAUGCAGUAGGCGGCAUGGUUUCGGCAGCCGGCGCAGCGUGGCCGUAUCGUCUCAUCACAAGUGUCUUCGGCAACCUGCUCGAUACGUGUCCUGAGCGAUUCAGUAUUGAAUCAAACACUCCGGUUGAGUCGAUCGAGUACAGUGCAGAUACUGCGACGUAUACAGCACAAACAUCGAGGGGGCCGAUAAAAGCUCGAUAUGUAGUACAUGCAACAAAUGGUCACGCCGGCCAUCUGCUACCCGGCAUAAGGGGAGCCUUAUUCCCUCUCCGAGGCCAAAUGACCGCCCAAACGCCAUGGAAAGACUUCGGCGUGAAAGGCGGAUCUCAAUCAUGGGCAAUCCACUACGGCAAAGGUUUCGACUACAUCACACAGAGCCCUAGCAGUGGUGAGAUCUUCAUCGGAGGCGCUUUGAUCAACUCCGAUCCGCUAUUGGAAAUUGGAAAUCCGCGAGACGAUGCGAAUUGUGUCAGGUCGAUUGCGCAUCUUGGCGGUAUCAUGGAUGCUACAUUUGGAACGCCUGUACGUCAGGAGAUUAGAGCUACUUGGACUGGGGUUAUGGGCUUCACAGUAGAUGGCCUGCCCUUGGUAGGAAAGUUACCGAAUAUGGCGACGCUACGUGAAGGCAACAAUGAGUUCGUUGCCGCUGGGUACAAUGGCUAUGGAAUGCCAAAUGCGUAUCUGUGUGGGAAGUAUAUCGCAGACCUGGUGUUGGGACGAGAGCAUGCUGGCAGUGUGCCUUCAGCCUAUCUAAUUACUGAGAAGCGAUUGAAAGAGAUGAAUCCAGCCAUAGCGGCGGAAUCGUGGAUGCAGGCGUUUCAAAAGACGUAG
Molecule: messenger RNA, 1488 nt
Organism: Zasmidium cellare ATCC 36951
Lineage: Eukaryota; Fungi; Ascomycota; Dothideomycetes; Mycosphaerellales; Mycosphaerellaceae
Exons: 3
Coding region: 1-1488 (495 amino acids)
Cellular component (GO): cytoplasm
Molecular function (GO): oxidoreductase activity
Source: RefSeq, a predicted model, not a curated record